CACGCCCAGCCGCCCCACCCGGCCGUAGCGGGCCAGGAGACGCCCCGCAGGCCUGAGUGACCCUCGCAGCGGCGCCGUUCUCCUCCGCCUCUCGCAGCCAUGGACGUGUACCCCCCACACCGGCUGGGACUGCCCCGCGCACGGUCCCCCGGCGGCCCUGGCCGCGGGUCGCCCUCCGUCAGCUGCAGUCGACUCCGCCAGGUUCAGAGCAUCCUGACCCAGAGCAGCAAGUCUCAACCCGAUGGAAUCCUCUGCAUCCUAGGAAUCGAUAGCAGGUACAAUGAAGGCUGCAGAGAGCUGGCAAAUUAUCUUCUGUUUGGUUUGUACAAUCAGAAUACCAGUGAUUUUGAGAAAACAGGGUUUUCUGAAGAGGUUCUAGAUGAUGUGAUUAUAUUGAUUAAAUCAGAUAGUGUCCAUCUGUACUGUAAUCCUAUAAAUUAUCGCUAUCUUUUACCCUAUGUGGCACAUUGGAGAAAUCUGCAUUUCCACUGCAUGACCGAAAAUGAGUAUGAAGAUGAGGAAGCUGCAGAAGAAUUUAAAAUUGCCAGUUUUGUGGACAUGGUUCGAGACUGUAGUAGAAUUGGCAUUCCUUACAGCUCCCAAGGUCACUUGCAGAUAUUUGAUAUGUUUGUAGUGGAGAAAUGGCCAAUUGUACAGGCCUUUGCACUUGAGGGCAUUGGAGGGGAUGGAUUUUUUACCAUGAAAUACGAGUUGCAGGAUGUGAGUUUGAAUCUAUGGAAUGUCUACAGCAAGAUGGAUCCUAUGUCUCUGGAGACUUUGCUUUCAGAAGAUUUGGUGGCUUUUGAACGUCAGUGGACUAGCUUCUUCGCCAGUUUUGACACAGAAAUUCCCUUCUUGCUGGAAUUGUCUGAAUCUCAGGCGGGUGAGCCAUUCAGAAGUUACUUUAGUCAUGGAAUGAUUUCCAGUCAUAUAACUGAAAAUAGCCCUAAUAGGCAGCCAUUUGUUCUCUUUGGUAAUCAUUCCACACGAGAAAACCUGAAUGCUGGCAACUUUAACUUCCCUUCUGAAGGGCACCUGGUACGCAGCACUGGUCCCAGCGGGAGCUUUGCCAAACACAUGGUAGUACAGUGUGUUUCACCAAAGGGACCCCUUGCUUGUUCAAGAACAUACUUUUUUGGAGCUACUCAUGUUCCUUACUUGGGAGAUGACAACAAGCUGCCCAAGAAAACUGAACAAAUUAGGCUCUUGUCACAGGUAUAUGCUGCUGUUAUUGAGGCUGUUUUGGCUGCCAUUGCAUGUUAUGCUAAAACUUCCAGUCUAACAAAGGCCAAGGAGGUAGCUGAGCAGACCUUUGGAUCUGGGUUAAAUUCCUUUGAGUUGAUGCAGUUUAAGGCAGCCCUACACUCCAAGAUGGCUUUUCAUAUACAUGCUGUGAAUAAUCAGGGAAGAAUUGUGCCUCUGGACAGUGAAGAUAGCUUAUACUUUGUGAAGACGGCUUGUAUGACCAUCUAUGACAUUCCUGACUUGCUGGGAGGAAGUGGGUGCUUAGGAUCUGUGGUCUUCUCAGAAUCAUUUUUGACAUCUCAGAUCUUGGUUAAAGAAAAGGAUGGCACUGUUACCACAGAAACCAGCUUCAUAAUCCUGACAGCUGCCAUACCCAGAUUCUGCUCCUGGCUGGUAGAAGAUAUAGAAGUAAAAUUUUCUGAGAAAACCCAGCAAUCGGUUAUGGGAGAUGAGUGUUUCCUGGGCACUUUUCUAACUAGAGGAGAAGGGGCGUAUCUUUAUUCUAGUAAUCAACAGUCUUGGCCUGAGGAAGAUAAAGUCAACCACUCCAGCAGGCCAGCCACUCUCCUUCAUAAGACUUCUGCACCACAGAGCUGGAGGGGAGGGAAAGUACAUUUCUUCUCUGGUGGACUUCUGUUUUCUGACCGUCAUCACGGAAAUAUCAUCAUUUCCAAGGAUCACAUGAAUUCCGUUUUGUUUUAUGAUGGGGAUUCCACCAGUAUUGUUGCUGCCCUUCUGAUAGACUUCAAAAGUUCAUUGCUUCCCCAUCUUCCAGUUCAUUUCCGUGGAUCAAACAAUUUUCUGAUGAUUGCCCUUUUCCCCAAAUCCAAGAUAUACCAAACAUUUUACUCAGAGGUCUUCUCCCCCUGGCAACAGCAGGCUAACUCAGGGCUGUCUUUAAAAGUGAUCCAGGAAGAUGGAUUAUCUGUGGAACAAAAGAGAUUACACUCCAGUGCACAGAAGCUCUUCAGUGUCCUGAGCCAUUCUGCUGGGGAGAAACGGAGUCCUCUAAAGCUACUCUCAGCCAAACUCCCAGAGCUGGAUGGGUUUCUCCAGCAUUUUGCCGUCAGCAGCGUUAGUCGGGAACCCAUGAUGAGGACCCAUCUCCCUGUCCUGCUGCAGCAAGCUGAAAUCAACCCUACUCACACAGUAGAAAAUGACAAGGUAAUUAUCAGCAUUGUAACUGGCCUCCCAGGCUGUCAUGCUAGCGAGCUCUGUGCUUUUCUGGUCACUCUGCAUAAGGAAUACGGCAGGUGGAUGGUAUACCGUCAAGUCAUGGACAGCUCCGAAUGUUUUCACGCUGCCCACUUCCAGAGAUACCUUUCCAGUGCCCUGGAGGCCCAACAGAACUGCUCUGCCCGCCAGUCAGCCUACAUACGCAAGAAGACCAGACUACUGGUGGUGUUACAAGGCUACACAGAUGUUAUUGAUGUUGUCCAGGCCCUGCAGAUACAUCCAGAUUCAAAUGUCAAGUCCUCCUUCACCAUUGGUGCCAUCACAGUGUGUGUGGAGCCCCUGAGCUGCUACAUGGAGCACAGAUUUCUCUUUCCUAAAUGUCUCGACCAGUGUUCACAAGGCCUGGUGAGUAAUGUGGUGUUCACCAGUCACACCACAGAGCAGAGGCACCCUCUCCUGAUUCAGUUGCAGAGCCUCAUCAGAGCUGCCAAUCCUUCGGCAGCCUUCAUUCUUGCAGAAAAUGGGAUUGUCACCAGGAAUGAAGACAUUGAACUGAUUCUCUCAGAAAAUAGUUUUUCGAGUCCUCAGAUGCUACGAUCUCGAUAUCUAAUGUACCCUGGCUGGUAUGAAGGUAAAUUUGAUGUUGGAUCGGUCUUUCCAUUAAUGGUUCAGAUUUGUGUAUGGUUUGGUCGUCCCUUGGAGAAGACUCGCUUUGUGGCCAAGUGUAAAGCAAUUCAGUCCUCUAUCAAGCCAAGUCCCUUCUCUGGAAACAUCUACCACAUCCUGGGCAAAGUGAAGUUUUCAGACUCUGAGAGGACCAUGGAGGUCUGCCACAACACUCUGGCCAAUUCCUUGAGCAUCGUGCCAGUUUUGGAGGGACCCACGCCACCGCCUGACUCCAGAAGCACACCUCAAGGCAGCAGCGGGCAGCAGGAAUGCUACCUCGUGUUCAUAGGCUGCUCCCUGAAGGAAGAAAGUGUCAAGGACUGGCUGCGGCAGUCAGCUAAGCAGAAGCCUCAGAGGAAAGCCCUGAAGACCAGGGGGAUGCUGACCCAGCAGGAGAUCAGGAACAUCCACGUGAAACGCCACCUGGACCCCCUACCUGCAGGUUACUUUUAUAAUGGCACCCAGUUUGUCAACUUCUUUGGUGACAAGACUGAUUUUCACCCACUCAUGGACCAGUUCAUGAAUGACUACGUGGAAGAAGCCAACCGGGAAAUCGAGAAGUAUAACCGCGAGCUGGAGCAGCAGGAGUAUCAUGACCUCUUUGAGCAGAAGCCCUAGAGGAAGAAGACCCUGGAGAUGGACGUUUUAAAACGGGGUGUCUUAACCUCAGCUUUUCCAGAGGCCCCUCCCUAGAGGGGCUAUCUUUGUUCUCCUUGGCCUUUGUGUGCUGGCUUGAGUGCAUGUUGUCUUUAUUCUCUAUACAGCGCUGAAGAGCAUCACCUGCACCACUGAUUUGGCAGGGGAGGGGGGUCCUUAUGGAGGAUGAGCAGACAGGGGCUGCCCUUUGUGUGCAGCCGGCAGUCCAGGACCUCUGGGUCUCUGAUAACAGUAUUUUCUUUGGGCUGUUGCAGCAGUGUGUGAGGGUGGGAGGAGCAUUUGGAUUGCACAGAGUGGCUGCUGGGACAUAAAGAAUCCUGGCUGCCAAACUGUGGCCAUGCCUGGGGGCCCAGGCCACCACAGGCCUUGGGCCUCAGACACCACCCCAGGAGAGCCUUUCACCCCAGUGGAGUGCCUGCCUCCCUGUUUAGGCCCCUUCCACUGAAGGCUUGGGCCCUGCUGACCCUAUGCCCAGUCCUAGAGGGAACAGCACAAGCCCUGGCCAAUCCCAACCCACAGAGCCAACAGCUUGGGCGGAGAUUAGCAGCUUAUUCUAAAAUGAGGGAAUUUCCCUUACGGACUAAACAGAGGGGAAAGACUUGUUGCUUUCCAGAAGUAUGUGGCUUUUGAAUUGACACAAGCAGCCCCCCUUGGGACUGGUUUGAGCCUCCUCAUGUCAUCACUCUGGUUUACCUCAUUCGGAGACGAGAAAAACUGCUGCUCAGGCCUCCCUGGUGACGCUUUGCCUCACUGUUAAGGUCAGUGUCCUGCAACUGCAUAGUCUUACGCCCAGGGUUCUGGUCGCUUAUGGGGCAUCUUCACUUGAAGGGGGUUCAGUCUCAGCACCCAUACCUCCCCUCAGUCUUGCCAGGGAAGGCCUGGUUUUCAGCCCAACCUUCAGGAAUCUCAUGUCUCCAAGCAUCGUUGCUAGUCUUGUAUUUGUUUGGCUCUAGGGGACCAGGAAUUUCGGAGAAUUCCAAAUCCAAGUUAGAAUUCCUUCUAGUAGCUUUGUUUUCAGCUGGAUUAAAAAGCAGAGGGGAAUUUCAAGUGUAUCCCAUGCCUGACCUCCAGAAUUAGUGUGGGGAAGAGGAAGGUCGCAGGCACAGAUACUUAGGUGAUGUCUGUUAGGACUUCAGCGCCUCAGCUGCCUAGAUUGUAAAUGCUUUCUGAAUUUCAUGUAUUUUUUUGCAUGCCUUAGGAAGGAGCACAUAGGCAAAACCAGCAAAGUUUCUAGUAACGUAGAGGGGUUUUUGAGAAAGGAUCCUGGCACAGAGGAGAGACAGAAAACCGAUGGAGCACAUGUAGUCUGUCACACAGAGUCCUGCAUACAAGUAGUAAAGCAGUUGUUAAGGGCUUGUUAGUAACAUGUACUUAUAUUAGAAAAAAAUUUUUCAUUUGAAGCCAAAUGAACAAUACUCCAAAUACCAUUUAAUAAGAACUCUUGCUUGAAGAAAGGCUUCUGAAAAGGCCCAUGUGCUCCAGUCUCAGCUCCCAAAGCUGCUGGUGACAAGGGCCCAGGUGUGGAGCCCCAUCUGGGAGCCCCUUACUUCUAGCUGGCCAGAGGCUGGGUCCACAACGGGCCUGCCUCUGCUUCAGAAUCAAUAACAGAUCUUAAGUGCAAUUGAUGAAAUAAUAAUGAGUUACUGUAGCUUCCUUUAGCUCUACCAAGCUCUUUUUAAAAACUCAAGCAGCCUUAGAAAAGGGAGCCAGGGGUGGGAGGGGGCGGGGGGCGGGGCGGGGGGGAGAUGACAGGCCAUCUCCUCCAGGUGGGUUGCUGUGAACAUUUAAAUGAAAGCUCUCUUUCUAGGAGCUUGAGCCAUUUCCUGGCUGCUGCACAAAAGAGUUUUUAAAGAGGGGUCGGAGCCCACCCAUAAAAGUGGGUCUUAAACACUGCAUGGGGCUAUACCUCCUGAUGGUCUUGGUUUCUGACCAUUGUCCAUAGAAAUGCUCUCUCACCAACUUGCCCCACUGUCCCAAUUCCUCUCCUGUUAGAGGGGAAACUGUGAUUACCUCAACUUGAAUAUGAAACUGUGAUUGAAAAAAGUCAAAAUGUUAAGUUUCAAAGCCAAAAAGGCAAAACUGGCUGAGGCUUCCAUAGACACUCAGCCUGCUUGGGAGUGUGAAGGGCACACUGGUGAAAGGGCAUUCCUUGGGGCGUACUUGCAGUGCCCCUGGUGAAGAGGCACACUAGCGGUGCGCUGUGUGAGCUCUUUGAGGACUGAGGCCGGGAGGAUGCUUCCUCCUCACACUGCCCCUUCUGUAACCUUUGGGGCCUCUGGGUCUUGGAUGUGAAGAUUAAUAUCCACUUGAUUCCUCUGGACACUCCAGGUGGAGGUGUGGGGUCUUAGACUGUCUCUAGAGGAAGGGCCAUGACACUGUGUUUGAAAUUUUGACCUUAGAAGUGGAUACCAGAGAUCCAGCCAAAGACAUCAGGUUCCUAGGGAUAGGCAGAAGUCCUCCAGGGUCUUACAUGCUUUCUGCCCACUCUUCUAUUAGCAGCUUCAGUUUUAUAUCACCCCGAGUGAGUGUGAUAGUGUUGAAGUCGCUGAAGUUAUAGGUUAUUUUACAUUUUGAUAUGGGAUUUUUCUGUUUUUGAUUGGAAGGAGGCAGAAAUUGGAGAAAAGGGAUCACCCUAGGAAGGGGUCACUGGCAAGGAGUGGAGUUGGCCCCACAGAGUCCUGGGGGCUGUGACCUGAGGCCUGGACACCAGGCCCUAUGGGUCUCAAAAAAAAAGUACCCUCCUAAAUUCUAUUAGGAUUUCAGAAAUUUUUUGCACAGUAAUAAGCUCUGGAUUUGCUCUUUGGGCUUGUCAAAAGGGAAAAGUUAACUCAAAGAUUGUAAGCUAUUAAGUAUUCCAGCCAUGUUGCUGACCUAGAUGGAUAGUUGUACCUCAAAAAGUAGGUGAGAAAUAGCUUCCUCACUGUUCCAGGUUGUCAAAUACUAAUGACAGAAGAGCUCACUUACGUGCCAAAAUUCACUUUUAUACUAGUUUUUCAGUGCUUUAAUAUUCAUAACUUAAAUUUUAAAACUCAUAUUUACAAACACUACUGUAACUUCAGUGAAACAAUUGUGUGAUUGAAGCUUUUUGCUUAUUAUAGUAUUUAUUACACUACUUAAUUCAGUAAAUAUAUAAAAGUAGCCUUCAAUUUAUUUUUAUAUUAUUUUCAUGUUUUUUACCUGCAGUUGUGUAUGUGAAUUUAUCUUGUUAACUGAGAUGUAAUACUGAGGACCAAUAAACUUAUCACUGAACAAGCAGG
Aethalodelphis obliquidens (Pacific white-sided dolphin) is the source of this 7001-nucleotide messenger RNA. It is a transcript of the gene DNAAF9, whose product is annotated as dynein axonemal assembly factor 9. The transcript has 38 exons. The record is from RefSeq and is a predicted model, not a curated record. NCBI's taxonomy places the organism in Eukaryota, Metazoa, Chordata, Mammalia, Artiodactyla, Delphinidae. The coding region runs from base 100 to 3705 and encodes 1201 amino acids.